Molecule: messenger RNA, 24402 nt
Organism: Xyrichtys novacula (pearly razorfish)
Lineage: Eukaryota; Metazoa; Chordata; Actinopteri; Labriformes; Labridae
Source: the annotation of a GenBank genome assembly
AUCAGUUGUAUGAACCGUUAGCGGAGCAGCUAACAGCAGCAGCAGCUCCUCACCAGGCCCAGCGGCCGGCCGGUGCAUCCUCCUCAGCCUCCAGCCAUGGCGUUGGUUACUCUGCAGCGGUCCCCGACCCCGAGUGCCGCAUCCACCGCCAGCACAGCAACGACAGCAGCGGGGGAGGUCAGUCUCGGGUCUUUUCGGUGGGCUCAAACGGAGCCCCGGUGUAGUGAGUGUCGGCGGAGAGAGGCUGAGGGUGUGGGAGAUGUGACCGUUGGAAGGGCCGUAGAUGGAGGCUAAACUAGCACCGUCGGUACCGUGUUGUGCUAGCUAACAGCGGCGAGCUAACCGUCUUCGUUCCUGAUAACCACAUAUUUUCUAACAAUAUUCAUGACAAUACUGCUGAUAGAGCCGUCGUUUAGGAGUGUAAUUAAACUAAGAAAAAUAUUAAUGUAUAUUUUGGGGGGGAAUUUAAGGGAGCUAGUUGAACGUAGCAAGUGCCUUAUGAAUGAUAUUGGCUGGAGCUAACAUUAGCAAUUUUAUGAUAUGACUGACUGUCAUUGAGUAAUAGCUUUGUUCCCCUAAAGAGAUUUAUAAUAACAGAUACAGAGAGUGUUUCUAUAAAGGUUAUAAUAUUCCUCCACUGACAGAUACUCCAGCAAAGAUAGGACACAUAACCAGAAUACUGCAUCCUUAUGGGAAAAUAUUCAACUUUAUAAUAUGUUAACAUGUUCCUCUAAUAAUAUGGGUUCAUCGUUAAGCUCUACUACUCAAGCAAAGGUUUCAUGAUUGACUAAAACACAAAACUAAAAUCCCUGGAAGAUAAUUUCCUUUGCAAUUUUUUAGGUGAAAAUGUUUUUGCUCACUGCCAGCUGGGGGCGCUAAUCACCAGUCAUAAACGGAGGAGAUCAUCCUCUACUGCUCUGUAUGACUUUAUCAAUGAAACAAAGUUGUAAUAUCCUCAUAUAUGUGUGCAACCACCUGCUCUGACAUUGGUUUGAUUCAGGCAAAAUUGGGGGAAACACUUUGUUUUUCCACAGCACUUUCAAAACUCAGUGAGUUUAAUGUCAAGUCUACGUUUAAAUGUCAAAUGGAUUACUAAAGGAUUUGUUUUCUUGUUGGUUUGGCUGUUGUUUUUCUUCUGGUCUUUGCUGCUGUUGGUGUCGUAGUCCAGAUGGGUGGUGAGGUGUGACAGAUAAUGCUGGCAGGGAGCUGCUGCAGCUAUGAUGUCAUCUACUCAUGAGGGGUGGGUGGUGGGUGAGUGGGGUGGAGGAGCACUACUGUAGGAGAGAGAGAGUAAGAGUGAACAGUGGUAAACAGAUUUGGUAGGAGCUGGCAUGAGGCCGUUUAUGCGUGAGAUUAGCCUAAUAACACUAUAAUGCAGAGUUGGUCCAAUGUCACAUGCUUUCCUCGCAGACUGAUUUAAGUCCAUCCAGACCCAGUCGCUUUCGCUGUUUCUCCUAAUGUAAUAUAAUCGUUCUUGUAAUCCUUUGAAUAUAUUUGACAUGCUGCAGCUAUUCUUUUGCAAAUACACAAGUCUCCAAUCCUGGAAAUAAUAAUCUUGUUUUAGUGGCAGUGAUGGAGUUUAUUUAAUAGUCUUUUAUUUGUUUCUUUGGCUUCUCCUUUAUAUAUGAAAAUAUUUGUUUUUGAGUCUCAACAGGAGUGUAAUACUGGUUUACCUUUUGUCACUGUUACUUUUAGAACGUAUAAGUAGUUUCUCUUUGUAAUAUUAAGAAAUCAUGCACCGAUAAAUCCGUCGGCCGAUCGAUCUGCGCGGAUUUCCUCAAUUUUGGGGGAUCGGUGAUCCGCUGAUCCUUACAUAUGAAACCGAUUUUAUCCACCAAUCUUAUCUACCUCAGCAAAGGUCUGAAAGUCAGCCGUUGUAGCACAACAGUCAUGUCCGGAGCAUGAUCAACUAAGCAUGUUGAACCCACGACAAGGAAACCUAAAACUCCUUUAUUUGUAAAAGCAAAAUACUGCUGUGCGCUUUAUUUUAGUGAGAGGCUCAAAACAGGCCUGCAGUGUGACCUGUUGAACAAGUAUUGUUAAUUUUUAAAAUGUGGAAAGUGAAAGACUAAAGGAACUGAUAUAAUUUAGUAGUUUUGACAGCGAUACUCUAAACUUUUCAUUUAUAUUUGAGAGAACUACCUCAUGUGCAGUUAAAACAAACACAAAAAGGUUUGUAUUGUUCUACAAGUAUUGUUUAAUGUUUUUCAUUAAAAUAAGAUUGGAGUAGAGGAGGUGUAUGUUGUCAGUUAUUGAAAAAAAUCGGUAUCGGCAGGUCAAGCUUUUUAAAGAUCAGUGAUCGACCAGGAAAUUGUGAUUGGUGCACCUCAAUCGUUUAAGUUUAUUAUGAAACAUUUACAUUUCAUGUAGCGAAUGUGGAGUUUCUCAAAAAUGGUCAAAGAAGAAUCACUGAUUAGAAAACCUUGAUGAUGAUUGAUCAGACAUUUUGUAGAGUCCCACCAUUAAAAAAAUCACAAAGAUUAAAGCUGUCACAUCCCCUGUUUGGUUGUCAAACUACAUGACAAAUCCUCCUUACAUGGUCCUGCAUCAACUGUCGUCCCGUAUUAUUCUCAGUUGUUUUGUCAGAAAUAGGCCUCACUUAUAUAACGUGGCGUUCUCAUUUUGAACUAAAUGAAGAGGUAGUUUGAGGCGAUGCCUCUGACUAUGAUUGAUGCAGUGCGUGUUGGCUUGUGUUAAAAACUUUUGCACAGUUCAUUGGUUCCCAUUAUACCCAUGCCAUGUAGUUGCUUGUCAGGUAAUUUGUACCAGACUGUACUUUCUGCUAAACCGUCAGGCUGGUUUUAGUACGCUCACUUGUUUAGGUGAGAAACGUUCAAGUCUUGUCUGUUCUGCUCUGUGCUUUAAGAUCUCCUCAGGCUCCUCAGAUUUAAUGCAUAAUACACACCUGCUUUACAGCGACUUCACUGGUAUUUGCUUGGAGCAAAGUUUUGACAGCAGUGUAAGAAUGUAAAGACCAAAUUAAACUUUAAUUGGAGCAUACUGUCUGACUGAUAUUGAAGUCAAGCUGCACCCCUGUGUAUCUACAAAAUGUGUUUAAUGUUACAUGAGAGAGCCUAGUUUUACUCAAUAAUGAGUAAGAAGUGUUUUACAAAACAUAUACAGUUUUCCCACGGGUUAUUUAGCAAGAAGUGUUGAUAAAAAAAGAAGUGAAAUUGUAGUGUGAAAGUAUAUAGCUUGUUGAAAUGUUUCAUAAUCAUGUCAGAGUUUGUUGGAUGUGGUAUUCAUUCUCCCUUAUCUUCUUUUGCAGGAUUUCGGGAGUGAAGAUGAACGGCGAAUAAAUCAGAGGUGAGUUUACUGAAAUUUUACACACAGUGUUUUUUCCACUCGUUGGCUGAAUCUCAGAGCCACGUGGUGGAACGUGGAGCGGAGAAGCUGGCAGCAAUAAACGAGGACUCCAACAGUCAGUGCGAUGAAACAUCUGUUUGUCUGACUUGUUGGUAGAGUCAUCGAGUCUAAAUAAGAAACAACAAAACAUUGUAUUUCCCCAGUAGUCUGUCAAGAAAAUGUGUUGACAGCUGUGUCUGCAUUUAAAGCAAAUCUUAGACUGAUGAGACUAUUCUUGAACUGUGCAUCAGCAGGUGAGUCACGUUGUCUUUCCACCGUGGGCUGAAGACUUUAGUCGUUUACUUACUAGAAAUAUCAAAUACUUCCUCACUGCAGCUUUAACAAUAAAAGUUUACAGUUUUGUAAACAUUCAUUUUGUCCUGUUAAACAGUGGAGGGGAAAUAUUCACAUUUAUACCUGUGGUUGGACAGUUGUUGUUUCUAUCUUGAUGAGCUUGGAUAUUAAAAAUUUAAUAUUUUAACUUUAUUUCAGUUCCUACAGGAAUACGUAAAGAUUGAAAGUGGGGUCAUGGAGAAAAAACUUAGACAGCUGUCGGCAUACCUGUCUGAUACAGUGAUUUAUUGUGCGUUAGUCAGCUUACAUACAGGUAUUGGCAGGUAGGCAAACCAGUAAAUGGAAACGGGUACAGAUGUAGGCGGGCGGGAGGCAGACAUGCAGGACUCUGAACAGAGAACUCUGAAAGCAAAACACGAAGCAAGACAACAACAAAGUUCACAGUAAGAAACAUGCACACUUUAAAUAAUAAUAGACACAGCCACAGUGACGUCACCCGUGAAUCACUUCUUUUAGAAAUCAUGAGUUUGGCAUCUUGUUACCACCUUGUUGGUUUUCUUAAACCAGAGGAUGGAAGAGGAACAGGAGGUUCUCAAGCUAUACAAAAAUGAGAUUAUGUUUGUAACGGCUGUUGACUGUAGUUGUUUGGGCUCAAAACAAAGAAGCGUAAAUCUAGUCAAAUACAGUGAACUCGUAGCAGACACAUCUCUGGGCUGUGAGUGGGGGGCAGGUGCACUGACUGCCAACAAUCAGUGUGCAUGACACACUAACAGUUAGCAUGCCAUCUUUAGAGACUGCAGAUACAGCUAUUUAGAGCUGAGAUGUAAGAACAACAAUACAACAUUUUUUGUAGAAACUGAAUUACAUGUCCAGAGAUCAAGAAAGAUGUUUCGACACUCAGUGGCAGCAGCUGGCAGCACCCACUCAUCUUUAAAAACCACUCCACCUUUAAACGUGCGCAACUUUUAACCACACUAUUGUGUCAUUUGGUGUUCCCCAAAGCUUCAUAAGACCUGUUCUGUCCACCACCAUGGAGAAAUCCAUCAAACUAUCAGUGUUGUAAAGAAACCAGAAAGUUAAAUCAACAUUAUCAUGCAGGGAAUCCCAGAGUUUUAUCUACUCGCUGCUCUAACUCAUAACUUGGUAUCAAAAUAGUCGUAAAUUAGUAUCAUUUAUUUCCUACGCCACCCAACCACCAUAACUACAGUCUGUGCCGAGCAGUUUUUAUUAUGCAAACAAAACUUUCUCAGCCUGGAAGUCUUUCUCUUUUUCUUCCCAACGAUGCAGUAAGGCCAGGGAACCGAUUUAAAGUAGAUCAUUUCCAGGAAACCACUUGACUCAAGUGCUUUAAAUGUUUUUUUUCUGCGUUUGAUUUUAGUACUACUUAUAACUUCAUUAUAUUUGGGCAAAAGAGAAGUGCUUUUGUAAUUGUGACAGACUGACUCAGUUGGGUUUAAGCCUGACAGAGUCGGUCCUCUAUGGAAAACUGCAGCCAAGUCCCCGAGGCACUUAAAGUUAUGAGAUCCUCUCCAGUAGAAAGAACAGACACAUGCUUUUAUUAUGUAACGUCAUGAGCUCACAGCAAAUAUAACACAACCUAUACAUUGUUGACAAUUUUAGCUUCAAGCUGCUGUCGGAAAGCUUUCUGUUAAGAGGUUAUCUUCACAUAGUGAGCCUUUAAUCUUGAGAUUAAAGUCAGUUGACUACAUGCUACUGUAUGUAGAAGGUUUGGUUUGUAGCAGCUUCAUUUAAAGUCUGCUCUACAGGUGUGUGUGUUUUAAUACUGACUGCUCUGUCUGACAUUGGGAACACACAUUCUUCCGUUUGAGCUGCACUGUGCUUCAGGAAUUGGAUAACAAGUAUCUUAUUGUGGUCCAGCUGCAGCGAGGCUGUUUACCCCAGAGAUUUAAAUUCAGUUUGGAUCGGAUCACAACAAAAAGCUUUUUUUUUUUUUUGCCCCAUUCAUAAUAUCCACUCGUCCUUACAAUGUGAAUCAUGACUGAAGGGGGUCUUUAUGUGUCAUUCAAAAAUUACAGAACCUUCUGUUCCAAUACGAGUACACAGUCAUGUUUAAAAAUAUGGAGUCAGGACAGCCUGUACAACAACACAUGUACACAACACAUUAAUCAGAAAAUGGUUCAAAUAAAAAUGACAUAUAUAAACAGUGGGUUCCCAAAGUUCUGAUGUGAAAAAUGCUGAUAAAUAAAAGGGGAAUAACCUCCAGAGUCUGCAGCUUUAAUUGGUUGAGCCUCUUGAGUAUUUUAAGGCUUCCUAGCAUUAAAAAUGGACUAAAACUCUUUUUUUUUAUUCACUGCAUAAUAAUAAUUUUCCAGAUCUCUGUAGAAUAAGACCUGAGCUACAGGCUAACCCUAAAUGUUACAGCUGCUGGACCUCUUUGGAUUUAUGAAUUACAGAUAUACAAAAGUCAUCAGAGAUCGGCCAAAAUAGAACCGAGAGAUUUGCAAGUCCAAAUCAUAUCAUGUCUUGGUAGCCACAGAAUAAACGUUAAAACAUUUUUUUUUUUAAAUGAUGUAAAGGUUUCCCUUUCUCUUAGAUUUUCUGUCAUGAGAUUAGUUUUUUUUUUUUCUUGAAUUUGUAGUUCUGUGAACUCUGCUCCUGGGAAGUGGAGGAAUAUUUUUAAACAAGGUUUCUGCUGCAGGGUCUUAAAAAGUAUUAAAAUGUCUAAAAUCCAAUAAUUUGAAUUUUAAACUUCAUAAAAUGUCUAUAAUUCUCUUAAAACUUCAUAAAAUGUCUAGAAUACAAAUUAGUUACUUACAAAUUAAGAUUGAUUUGAAGUAAGUUUAAAAUGUUCAGAUUUCCCUUCAUGUCUUAAAUACUUUUUUGCUAGUAUGGAUGUAAAAUCUUAAAUUGUAUUCAUUAAAAAUUCUUAAAUUUGACUUGUUGAAACCUGCAGAAACCCUGGUUAAAAGGUUGAAGAGUCUUGACCUUCACGGGUCUGAAUUUGACAUUCAAAACUCUGCGUUCGUUUUAGUUAUACAACAGCUUCGACUCUGUCCUUAAGCAAUUCAUGCGUGUGAGUAUGAUCUAUCUCAAAUCCAAUCAUUUGAAUUUAAAGCCUUAAAAUGUCUAAAAUCCUCUUAAAACCUUGUAAAAUGUCUUGAAUACAACAUUGAAAGGUCUUAAAAUGCACUGGUUACUUACUAAUAAAGAUUAAUUUGAAGUUAGUUUCAGAUGUCCAGAUUUCACUUCAUGUCUUUUGUACUUUUUUUGCCAGUAUGGAUGUAAACAAAUCUUAAAUUGUAUUAAUUAUGGUCUUAGAAAGUCUUAAAUUUGACUUGUUGAAACCUGCAGAAACCCUGUUUAAAAGGUUGAAGAGUCUUGACCUUCACAGGACUGAAUUUGACAUUCAAAAGUCGGCGUUCGUUUUAGUUAUACAACAGCUUCGACUCUGUCCUUAAGCAAUUCAUGCGUGUGAGAAUGAUCUAUGGAUGAUGCAAGCUCUGUCUUGCCUCGAGAUUGCCUCCAUUUUUUGAGGGCUGGUAAUUCCCAUUAUGCAAUUCAACUGCGGGUGAAUCUCACUUUUACAACAUAAAACCAAGUUGUCGUGUAUUUUAUUCAUCAGGUGUAUUUCUCUUAAGAUCAGCAGCACUUAUCUUGCGCUCUGGACAAACAGCGCCGUGUUUUGAUGGAUAGCUAAACAGCUGCCAAGUGGGAGUAUUUGGUGUUCUCUGUACCCGACUGACCUUGAUAAUGACGAUGAGCCUAAAGGGUUGACGGAGGCCAGUGUAAACAUGGCGCAGGUGUUGCAGGCACAGAACCAAAGAAUGAUUUCAUCUUACCACCUUGUGCAUACAGUACAAAGUACAAUUAGGCAAGAAGCACCAGUAGAUGAAAAUAUGUGGGUUUGCAUAUGUUAGAGUGUUUGGAGUAAAAGGGGGAGGGAUUCAGCUCUGAAGAUAAGAUGAAGGAUUUACCGACGAUUACCUCCACAGAAAAAAAAAAUAUACAGGAACAUUCCUGCUUCUUACAGAGUCGCUUUAAACUCACUGCAACACUUUCUCACUUUAACAUCACACUUGUCAAGACUGGUAGUGAUUCAGAUGGUGUAAUAGGUCAAAAUGUUCCUCGUGGCUCUGAAUGGAGAAUAUGUUUGCAGUUAAAGCAUCAUUUCUUCUGCCUCUUUAUAGGGGUUUUUCCUCAGUUACACAAUGAUGUCAUUUGUCUCCGCUGACACCUGAGGAGAUUUAUUUCUCCUUGUUCUGUUAUGCUCUCUUCCUCUAUUUUCUACCCGCUUGUGUGUGUAAAUGAGAAAAUGCCAGUAUUAUGCAACUGGCAGACUCAAGAGGAGCCCCCUUUUUUUUUCUCGCUGUGCCGGUGUGUGAAGAACACUCUGAGGUCCUGAAUAAACUAUCCCGGUUACUGCGUCUGUGUAGAUAGUCUUAAAUGUAAUCCAGAGCACCUCUCUCUCACACGUACCGUUAUACCUGGUGAUUCAGUCCGUGGCUUAGAGGACAUCUGGUCUUGUCGGUCCAUCUGCUGCAGCAGCAAUCUAUACCUCACCUCUGCGACAUGUCAUCAUCUGUGCCUGCUGCUCUUAUAGCUAGACGUCAUGAGAUGAGGAUGAUCCUAAAUCCAUCAAGUUCCUCCACUUUACAUACAUCUGAAACCUUCAGUUUCACCUGGAAUGGGACUGAACCAGGUGUAUCUGGUUCAGUGUUUGAUCCCAACAAGUUGCAGCAGACUUAGUUGGUUUUUCUGGGAGAAUGGGAGGGCUAUCUUGUUAUCUGUGCUGCAGUGCCAUUGUUAAUGUCUGUCAGCAAAUCCUCCCAGAUUAACUGAGCUGCUUUAUAAGUGCACGUGUUAGGGUUCGAAUGCUAAGCUUAGAGAGAAAGUUUAAAGGAAAGUUGUCGCUCAUAUCAGCUUUUAAACCCCUAACAUAGACAAAUCUGUAUUCUCAAUUUUAGCAUUUUAUUAACUUCCUUUGCAAGAGUACAUUAGAUUAACAGUUUUGGAUCCAGAUUUUUGCAGGAAAAAAAUGAUCAAAUGUUGUCGCUAAUGAAUUUGACGUAAAUAAAAAAAGAAAUGCCCUCCAUAACCUGCCAUUAUACUCUCUAAUUAUCAAACUCUAUACAGUUUGUUUGCAGUACAGUACAGUGGAGUGAGUGACAGCAGCUGCUGGCCACUUGAAGAAGAGAGACAAGAUAAUCCCUCCCUUAUAAGCCCGAGUAUAAUGAGAUUUGGGAGGUUUUGGAAGAAUGCCAGCUCUCACUGUCCUCUCCUCCAAUGCUUGGCUCAUGUGUUAAGCUCCCUGGAGGCACUGUCUUGGAUUCUGUUGACCCUCAUUGUGGCAUGCACAUCGAGACGUCCUAUUAGGAUUCCUCUGUCUACUUUUUUUUGUCUCCUCCUGAUUGAGAAAGUGGUCCUGCUUUUUCCCCCCUUUUUGAAGACAGUGAGAGAAAAACAGCCGUCCAAACUCAGGAGAUGGUUUCUGUCGGACAACAACACAAGAUCCUGGAAGUGGACAUGUUUUACAUAAAGAGGAAACCUUUUUAUGGUGCGCUGAUUCAGACCUGAUGAGUGGGGAAAGUGAAGAGCUCACGCAGAAGGAUUUCCUCUGGAUUUAUUGUUUUCUGAAGUUUGUGUGAUAGACUUUGAGUCUCUUGAGGAAAGUCAGCAGGUGUUUUCUAUUAUUACCUCUCUUUGCUGAUGUGAAUGUGUAACCUAGAGAGCACUGUUGUUGAGGAGUGGGACCAAGACAAAAUAGACAGAGAGCUCAGUUGCGUGAGCCUGAGGCAGCGGGCGGAGACUGCAGUACGUCCCUCCAGGCGGGAGUCUGACUCGCACACUCACUCUGAGAGGCUCAGAUGAGGAGGAGAAAACCAGAGGGUGUGGCAAACUGAACAGACGACACUUCUCCACUGAGCCGCACACAUGAGCGCAGACUGUCACUCUGCCUGUCACUCAGAAGUGGUGGACUAAGACCUGAACCUGUCCUUCCUUCCUUCCUUCCUUCCUUCCUCUGCUGCUUUGCUCCUUUGCUGCUUCUUGAGGGCUGAUGAAGAGGAGGUAGCUCAUAUCGGAUCGGCCCUGGUUCUGUUCCAGUCAACAGGAUGCAUCUGGUUCUAGAGCCCAUUCAGGAGGCCAUGAUGAAGAUGAUACCCUACUUUGUGGAGAAUGCUGUCUUGACCCAGAGUGAGAUAAACCGCAUGUGAGUGAAGUCUGCUACGGAUGAGAUUUAGGAUCAAACAUCUGACUCUUGUUUAGGUUUCUGUCUCUUAAAUCAACAGAUGAUUCAUGGCUCUGACUCUAAAUCACUUGUAUAACGCUGGGACUUAAAUGUUGGCCGAGUUAUUUUGCAGCAGAUGUCAUGGUGUCAUGUCAGGCCAGCCGCCAGAUUUAGCACGUACAAAUGAGCUGAUGGACUUCAACAAACUAAUUCAUCAUGCUGCAUUGACUUAUGUCUGUUGAUCUGUGUCUGCAUUUUUUUUUAGUCUCUGAGCGCUGUAGGUUGUAAUAACACAGGAUCACCGAGGUUAUCUGCUGAGCUUUACUGUCGUAUUCUUCAGAAGCUUUGAUGGCAGAUGUAUUUUUAGCUCUGGUGUUUGUGGAGAAACUGAUAGCAGGGUGCUGCAGGGCAAGAGACAGUAGAGCUACGGCCGUUUAAUUAGGACGUCUGAGAACGGCGUGUAAAACAGCGGGACAGCCCUUGAUUUACGCAUGAGAACAAGUUUCACACAUCCUCAAGUUUCCUCUGAGAGCUGUCGGAGAUGUGAUGUCUUUUUUUUUGUAGAUGUUGUCAGGUAUCGCAGACCGGCAGGCUUGGGAUUGUGUGAACACAUCCAUAAUGAGGCUGUGGACCUCUUCUUCGUGCUCAUAUUAUACAUCAUUCUGUGACAGUAGACCCUCCUGACACCCUCAUAAAUCUGCAACAAAGAACAGACUGAAACAAAAAAAAAAAUCCACCAAAGUGAGACAAAAGCUCUCAUUGAGAAGUGUCCACCCUCGUGCUUUGUCACUAUGGAACUCGCUAUUUCUUUGGUGCUGCUGAGGGCGGCGGGAAUUUAUUGUGAGGUGUACAAAACGAGGUUCAUUGUUCAGAGAAAAUCGUCUGUUUAGCCCCGGCCUGCCCCUCUGUAUGUGGGUUUUGAAACUUACUGAGAGCCGAGUGAAGGAACAGUAAGAUUUGUCGUUAUUGGUCUCUACUUGAACUUGAACUUAAACCUCCAAAAUGUUCAUGUUGAUAAUGAAAACCGUCAUUUUCCAACAUGGCAGCACUGAUGUUUACAAAUGCAGAUAGAGUUUCGCUCUUUUGAGCUCAUUAUAGGCUAAGAUUACUAACAUCACACUCUCACGCUGCGCCUCUCGCUGUGUUUAAAGCAAGCGGCAGCCUCUCGUCUUGAGAAGUAAAGCUGAUGUAGAAGUGUUUAUAACUGCAGUUCCUCAAUUGUCCACAUAAAACUGUCCGCAAAAGCAACAAACUUUAUGCCUCUGUUUGAAAAAGCCCAACUUUAAAUGUCUGAUACUCAAAGACUAUUUGACUUAAACAGCUACGACUCUGUUAAAGGAGGUGAAGUUUUUGCAACGCAUUAGUUUUAAAGAUAUUAAGGUUAGAGAGGCUUUGCAUAAUCAGAAGCAGAGCUGACUUGACAGGCGCACGGUAGCCGUCGCCAAGGAGACUAAAAGCCGGCCUCAGCUCCACCUCUUCGCCUCUUGUUAGGAUGACCGAAAGUUCGGUCGAGUCAGCGUUUCCACCAGUGAGGCGAUUUCCUCUGAUAGGCUGAAAACAGCGGGUGACAUCACUGAUGUUUUAGACGGUCUCAGGUUUGGAGACAGGUUUUUCUUUGGUACCGGGUUUGGAUUUUGUCAGUCAUCACUUCCUUCAUUUCUUUUAUGAUGUUCUAGUUUGUCAGAAUAAACGCUGCAUGUGUUUCAUCCUGCUGUCAGGUACAUUUAUAAACACACUCAGGUUGUUUUUGAGUGAAAUGUAAUGAUUGAAUUCAGCCUGGAGGGAAAACCUCACUUCCUGCUCUUUAUUGCAGUCACUUAUGUAAUAUGUUGACAGCUCCAAAGCCUUACCCCUGUUUAAAAAAAAAACAUCCCUUUCUAAUUGUAGGCGUGAACUGCUAAUUGCUGCUUUUGUUCAUUGUAAACAAACAUCUGCUGUUAGGUUGGUUAUUCAAGUCUGUGCGCUUGACACAGAGACCUGAUGAAUGCGGCCCAGACCGAAUCAGAAUCAGAGCUUUGAUUUAUAGCUGCUGCAGACCCGAGCUCCUCUUCUGUAACGUGGCCACUGACUUCUUCCACUCAUCUGCUGAGAUAAUUCACAGGCAGCAGGAAACCAUGAUUUACGCUCACUUUGUCGGCUGCGCUGAGCUGAACUGCUGAAUCUUUUAUUUAUCUUCCAUUUACUUUCUCAUCAACAAAUAAACAAACCGGCUCUAAUGUGCUGAGCUGUCCCUCUGCAGCAGCGUGUCUGAUGUGCAGCAUCCGUGUUCGACCGCCUCUAACCUCUUACUUCCAUCUGCUCUGCAGCCUGAGCGAGAGCUUCUUCAUGGUGAAGGGUGCUGCCCUCUUCCUGCAGCAGGGGAGCAGCCAACAGGGUCAGAAAGCACAUCCUCACCACAAACAUGCAGGUAAGAAGAACCCCGUCUACUCAAACUGUGUGCUCACAUGAACCUCUUUCUAGGGUUGGGAGAAAAAAAUCGAUACAGCAUAGUAUCGUGAUAUUUUGUCUGGUGAUAUAUCGUAUUGUCACAUCUACUAAGUAAUGUUUUUUUAAAUUAAUUGCUAAUUUAAAGUCAAAUCUAUGAUAAUGGAGAAAUAAAAACAACACUUUGUCCAGUGAGGUUGGCAGAGGUAACAUCAUAGAGCAGGAGGAAGUUAGUGCAACAAAUAUACAGUAUAUAAGGUUUGCAAGAAUAAAAUACAGCGUAAUAAGACAAACGUAAAUAGGGAUUGGAAUAGAGAACCAGUUCUUGUUGAGAACCAGUUUCAAAUGGUUCAGUCCAUCGACAUCGUUUUCAUUUUAUCUUAACAAUUCCCCUAAAGAUUCCUUUCUUCCGGGUGACAGAAACGAAACAAAAAAUAGGCAGAAACGAUCUAAAGCGUGGCUCAAAAUUUUCCGCAUGACUCCGCCCUGCUUAGUAGUGUCCUCUUUUUGGGGACCCAGAAUAUGGUCACCCUAAUUUGACUUAAUACUGACCAAAGUAAGUGCUGUACAAAUAGUUUGCUGACUCUUACUGAAGGUGGCGUACAUCUUUUCUGUUAUUUUGAGUUAACAGUGAAAACCUACAGUCUACUUUUUUUAAAUCAAAGAAAGGCAUUGAUAAGGGAAUCAUUAAAGAAUUGAAUCGAUAAGCAGAAUCGAUAAUGGCAUCGAUAUCAAUAAAAUCUUAUCAAUUCCCAUCCUUAAACAAAGGGAAAGCCAAAUGCUAAAUUAAGCUAAAUAGAUGAAAAAAAUUGUAUAAAUCACAAUAUAUUGUAUCGCAAUACUCACUGUAUUGCAAAAUCUUAAAAAUUGCAAUAAUAUCGUAUCUUGGCCAAAGUAUCGGGAUAAUAUCGUAUCGAGGGGCCACAGGUGAUUCGCACCCCUACCUCUCUCUCACACUUUCCUCUUUCAGGUAAUGCGGUUUGUCACUGUCCCGCUCCUCUGCUUAAGCAGCUGUUCGUAGCUGAAGUGAGGAGGAUAGACGUGCCGUCUUGAUCAGCAUGUUCCAGACGUAUAGCUUAGGCAGAUUAAAGCUUAAAUCCACAGCAUGGUAGCUUUGUGAGCAAAACUUCUGUGGACGAUUAAAGGAAGCCCUGAGAUGUUUAGAUCACCUUGUGUGCCCCCCUUGUGUUCACUUUCCAGAGGGGUACGGCAGGUAAAUGUGAACUACUCUCCUAACACUCUUAACUGAAGUAACAAAACUAAAAGUCGGGUUACUUUUUAUAAGAAAAUCUAAGAAAGGAUCGUCUCCACACUCCGUAAUUAACAGGGAAUCAGUACGCGGUUAAUGAGCUCAUCUCAGAUCAGACUAUCGAGGUGACUGACAUUUCAGAGCGGUUGGAUGGGCUAAUCUUAUAUUCUUGACAUUUUAUUCAUCAUUUAGAUGUGGUUUGGUGGUUUAAACACAUUCAUCUGUUGUAUGAAAACCUCAGAACACACAUCCGCUUUACACAGAUUUUAAUAGAAGGCUUUCUUCUUCACUGCAAAAUGCCACAACCAUUGCUUUUACAACACGAGCCUGACCCCACGGUGCACUGGGAUAAUGGGAAAUCACCAACAAGCAACAGCAAACAAAUACUGCCAAGUCAUUUGGCCGCUCAGUUGGCAGCUUUGUCCGCCCUGUCAGGUAGACUACACAUUCGCCUGCUCUACUUUGCUUUCCAACAAAUUCCCCAGUUACUUUGUACAAGUCACACAGCUCACUUUGCUCUUCUGAAGCCAAAGAGCUCGGGAAGGUCGUCUCUGCUCUAUGUACUAAUUUUCUAUCACCAGUGUCCUCUGAAGCAUCGCCACCGACAGGAUUAAAUAUCAUGUGGAGACAAACAUGGCGCUACAGGAUAAAAACACUGUCAUCUAUGAGGCUUCACCAGAGACAUGAAAUGUAACUAUAAUUAUUAAAUCAUUAACUGUAGCUGCAUCUGACAGUCAGUCAUCUUUGUCAUGAGCUGAAGUGUGUCCUGUGAAGCCCACUAAUACAGGCCAAACAGAAGCUUAUCUCUAACCCGACAGUCUGUGGUGUCAGUCGAGGUUAUCAGCUGAACUUGUUUACACCCCUCAUCUCAACACAGACACAUGAUACAAACUCUCUGUUGAUGUAUUUAUGUGUCUGACUGUGAAUGACUUCUAUCCUGCAGAUGUUGUGAUUCAGAACAGAAGCCAGCUUGGCCGCCACAGGGCCGUGAACUCACUUGACUUUCCCUCUUUGAUCUAUUUGUAUUCAUAGUACUCAAGUUUUCUAUUCAAGAUUCGUUAUAUAUCAGUAUUCUAUUUAGGGUUUAUCUAUUUAUAUCUAUCUGUGUAUCUAUGCAUCUAUAUAUCGAUACAUCUAUCUAUGUAUCUCUACAUCUAUAUAUCUAUACAUCUAUCUAUUAUGUAUCUAUCUAUCUAUACAUACAUAUAUCUGUCUCUCUAUCUAUACAUCUAUACAUCUAUCUACUAUCUAUAUAUCUAUCUGUGUAUCUAUACAUCUAUCUAUUAUGUAUCUAACUAUGUAUACAUCUGUAUAUCUAUAUGUUAUCUAUCUAUUAUGUAUCUAUCUUUACAUCUGUAUAUCUAUCUUCUAUCUGUAUAUCUAUUUAUAUAUAUAUAUAUAUAUAUAUAUAUAUAUAUAUAUAUAUAUAUAUAUAUAUCUAACCAAAAGAUAGUUAUAAACUAUAUCACCUGAUUUUUGUCUUAACUGAAUGGCUCUCAGCAGGCGAACAUGUUCAAGUAUCCCUUAAUAACUCUUACUCUGUACAAAGUUGGAGCUUAAAUUUUUGAAUUUCUCCCUGUGGGACUAGUAAAUGAACACCUUAUCUUAAAGUUGCCUCCCCACAUGAUGAUCACUGUAAAGUUGUCCUUUCUUUAUCUAGUUUAACUUUGUAUUAUUAUGUAAUGUCUGAGGUCAACAUGGGAUGUAUGCACUUUCCCAAGCUUUUUACCAAAAACAGAUAUACAUAAAAACCUGAAAUGAGGUGAUCAGUGUCACCGUGAUUGACACUGAAAGGGACCUGCAUGUGCAACCGGGCUAUGAAUAGUCAGUCACUUUCAUUUCAUGUCAGAAGCUGUAAUUACAAUCAGGCGACCUGUUGUGACAUACUUCAACACAGUCAGCUUCUCCACCUGCUGCAACUUUGAAUAGCUGUUGUUCCACCUCCACACCCUGUUUUAUGAUCCAGCUCCACUGACACAUCUGACAUCAGAGCUGGCAGAGAGACAGAGAGAGCUUUUAUUGAACAAAGACAGGCUCUUGAAAUGUGGUUUUUGUGGUUGGAGUAAUUAACUUAUGUAAAGGUGAAAAAUGUGCUGUCGGUUCGUGUCGUAAUGGGACGCAUCAGCUUAUCAGAAAAAUGAAGGUGGUUCUGUUAUCGUCUCAAAGGACUCAUAGAGAAGGAGUUUAACUGAAUCAACAGGAGCAGAGUGACUUUUCUAAACUUCGAGCUGCACUUUUUACAUGAUGUAAAUCCAUUGUAUUUAUUACGAUCUCACUCAUAUUCCUAAUCAGUGUUGCCAAGGUAAAACAGGCUUUACUAUCAAUGGUUCUCAAAGACAGUAAGCCACUGUAAUUGACGAGUGAGAUGUUUUAACCCUGACAUCACCUCUCUCUCUCUCUCUAUGAUUCCCAUCAACAGGCGACUUACCUCAACACCUGCAGGUGAUGAUAAACAUUCUUCGCUCAGAGGACAGAAUCAAACUGGUGAGAGACAACACAAAUAUGCAUGCAUCCAAACAAAAACACGUACACACAUACAGACUUGUGACUAACAAGCUGGCAGCGAAAACCCCUCCAGAAUGCAUUUUAUUGUGUACUUAAGCAGCUUAUUUGUUCACUGUAAUUACUGGUUCAUGAGAGCAGGUUUGAAAGCACUCAGGAGAGCAUUACCAAAUGUUUCCAUGGUGCGGGAGCGAGAGUUAUUUCAUUUUAUGUUUACCAGCCCUAUGUUCGCUCACAUCCCGAGGACUCGCUCAUCCCAUUACUUCAAAUUUUGAGAGGCAGUUUUCUUUGCCCAGCCAGCUGUGACACUCGUGUUGGGCACAGAUUUCAGCAGCAGAGCCAGUGCAUCCACCUUUUAGAUCUCUGAGGCAUCUACUGUUAUGUGUGCAACAAGUGUUUUACUCUAAUAAAUGGAGCAUGAUACUCAUUCUGCCAUGAGAGACUAAUGAAACUAAUGAACUUUGGCUUGACACGAAUGUUAAGAUAGAUUUUGAUUUACUGUUUUUUUUAAAGCUUGUUUACUGCACUCUUAGAUAAAGUAUAAACAACUUAAAAAAGGGAAGUGAAAUUUCUUACUUUUGAUCAAGAUGUUCUGGUGUUUCAUUAGAAGUACAUUGUCUGUAAUGUGUCCAGGCGGUGCGUCUGGAGAGCGCAUGGUCAGAUCGUGUGCGGUACAUGGUGGUGGUGUACACCAGUGGGCGACAAGACACGGAGGAGAAUAUCCUACUGGGAAUCGACUUUACCAGCAAAGACUGGUAAGAGCAGACUCUCUCUUUGUGGGUGUUUAUGAUCAAAAAUUAAGUUUCAAUUCUAGAGUAAAUGGCAGGUGAUGAGCUGAAAUAAACAGCAUACAUGUUUAUGUUCUGGUCAGUCACAAAAUCUGAGUCCUUUUUGUCAAGAGAACUACAGACCAAUGAAUCACAUGUUUUUUCACUCACAGGUGUUUCAACAUUUUUAAUGUAGUAGACCUAAACACAGACGUCAUUGUUUAGAUUCAAACUCUCUUGAAGUAUCCUUAAAUAUAGCAGUGGUGGUGACAGAUUCCCAUGGUGGAAAAUCAUGUUCAUGUAACCGACUCGCAUUCAGGUCUAAACAAAGAAAAGUCUAUUUUUAUCCGAAAUCUUGGGUGUGUAAUUCUCUUCCCUUUGUUCCAGUAAAAGCUGUUCAAUCGGCAUGGUGCUACCUCUGUGGAGUGACACAAAGAUCCAUCUGGAUGGAGACGGGUGAGUCCUCUCCGUCAGUGUAGACAUCACAGCUGCAGCCCCUCACACAGCCAUGUCUCCUUAUCUGUACUUACACCACAUCAGUAGCUGGCAUUUGAGCACUAAACAUGAUAGACUCGGAGCAUCGCGGUGCUCAGCCAAUGACCAUCUGUGUUAUGUGCCUCCUCAGGGGCUUUACUGUGAACACGGCAGGCCGGACCCAUGUCUUUAAACCUGUGUCAGUGCAGGCUAUGUGGUGAGUAACUAACGACCUCAAAAAAGAGCUUCUUCAUGACACAGCACAAUAAAUCUCCUGAUAAACACAUGUGCCACUCUGCUGCUGCAGUGAGGUAAGUGGAGGCAGCAUUGACUCAGUCUGCCCCCUGCUGACACAAACAUGCAUGUGCAGAGAAUUGCAUUGAAUCUUAAAAACACAUAUAAUCGUUUUUACGGGACUCAAAAGUGUAACACUUAUUCACCCCAAUGACCACAAUGUAGGUCAGCCCUGCAGGUGCUGCACAAAGUAUGUGAGGUGUCAAGAAGGUAUAACUACUUCCCCGGGGGCAUGGCUCUUACUUGGAUGGGCUACUAUGAGAGCUGCAUCGCCUCAGACCAGAGCUGCAUCAACGAGUGGAACGCCAUGAAGGACCUGGAGACCACCCGGCCGGACUCGCCCACCAUGUUUGUUGACAAGUCAGUAAACACAGAAGUAAACCGGUGUCAUACAUGUUAUUGAUAAAAGCUUUACGGUUCAGGAGCGGUUGUUGUGCGAGUGCUGAUGUUUGUAUGAUCGUGUCCUCGGUAGGCCUUCAGAACGAGAGAGGACAGAGUGCCUUAUCAAAGCCAAACUCAGAAGCAUAAUGACGUGCCAGGACCUGGAGAACGUCACCUGCAAACAGGUAAGUUUACUACAGCACACAAACACACACAGAAAAGAAACAAAACCUCAGCUUUGUGUUAUUGUAUCAUAAGUGGUUGCAGUAACUUCUCAUUUUGUUGAAAAAGUACAUUAUGCAUAUGUUUUUUUUUUAGAUGUAACAGUGAUUUAUGUAUGACAGAAUUUCUCAAACUUCUGUAACUCUUAAACUGUUACAUAUAUUUUGUGGCUGCAAAUGCAAACCCAAAAGUAUCACCCACCCAAACUUUGAUACUGUUGUUUUUAAAUCCUUUUUGAACCGUUCAUCUCUUGUUCUGUGUGAUUGACAAAAAUCAACAAAUUCAGUGAAAUUUUCUUUGGCAGAUACGCACAGAGUUGGAACAACACAUGAGCUGUAACCUGAAAGAGUACAAGGAGUUCAUUGACAAUGAAAUGCUGCUGAUCCUGGGCCAGAUGGACAAAGCCACUCUCAUCUUUGACCAUGUCUACCUGGUGAGACAACUGAUACCGUCUCUUAAAUGUCUGUUACAUCUGACGUUUCUUGUGAAUAACUCCAGGAUAAAAAGGCUCUCUUUAGUUUCCGCCUGAAAUGAUUGUUUUUAGAGAAAGAACAAGCUCACUGAGACUUGAAUCCAUCUAAACAGUGUUUUGCUUUAUUUGUUUGCAGGGAUCAGAGUGGAAUGCGUCUAAUUUGGAGGAGCUGCAGGAGACAGGGUGAUUUAUUUCAUGUUAUGGAGGAGCUAAGAUAACCGCACAUAAAACAACAUUUUCAUUAUGAUUCGAGCGAGAAAGAAUGUUGAUGAUGACGGGUUACAUUAUCCUUCCUCCCCAGGGUCAGCUAUAUCCUCAACGUUACCCGGGAGAUAGACAACUUCUUUCCAGGCACAUUCAAUUAUCACAACAUACGCGUCUAUGACGAAGACGCCACUGACCUCCUGGCUCAUUGGAAUGACACGUACAACUUUAUUGUUAAAGCAAAGUAAGUCCUGAGUUCAAUAGAAAUCAUGUUCGAUUUCGUGUCAUGUUCGUCACUAGUAUUGGGCGGUAUGAACAAAAUCUUAAAUCACGGUAUAGGUAAUUUCAUAUCACAGUAUGUUUUUCCCCCUGUAAAUUUAAUUAUUGGCUUAAAAGUAACCAAACUGUCGCAUUUGUUCCUUUUCCUUUAAUUUUUAAACUUGGAUUUGCUUACAAAUACAAACAAAAUGUCAGACCAGUCUGGCAUUUUUUUUUCUCGUAUGGCGUAACUUUGGUGAAAGACUGUUUUGCUUGAGAGGAGCUGCUCCAGCUUUAGUUUUUAGUGCAGUGGGUGCGCCACAUGUCUUAGUUCUCAUAAUAGUUUGGCGUGUUUCAUCUUUUAAGUGGUGUAAAAGGUUGUUGGUGAUUCCACCUCCAGCAACGACAGCCACACACACUCUUUGUUUUUUGUUUUUUGAUCAUUGUCGGAUUUUCUAAAUCUCAAGAAUCUCCAGACAACCGAUGUCGCGACUCGCGCCCUUUUUCAGAACGAGUUCCUCCUCCUCUUCAUCGUGUUGGGUGGGUCGGGCUGCCUCCAUUUGCCUGGUGCUGCAACUAAUCUCUGACACGCUGGUGAACCUACGGAAACGCACCCAAACAGAUGCACUCCAGCUUUCCUGUGAGCGAGCACAGACAACUACAAACUGACUCAGAGAGAUGCAGCAGACGUCUGCUCUCUCUCUCUCCGGUGUAAACAGUAUAGCCAAAUUUCUACCGGUAAACACUUUAAUACCAUCAGAAGUAUAUACUGUAAUACCGACUACUCGUCACUGUGGACUCUCUUAGUGUAUCAGUUACAUUUGAGCUCAAUUCUACUCCAUAUUUGGGAGUUCUUUAUUCAAUCUGGUAUCUUUUCUCAUAUCUGGUUCCCCUAAAAAGCUCAUUUUUAUUCGAAUGUCUUUCAUCGUCUUUAGGAAGAACCACUCCAAGUGUCUCGUUCACUGCAAGAUGGGUGUCAGUCGGUCUGCUUCUACUGUCAUCGCUUACGCCAUGAAGGAGUUUGGCUGGUCGCUGGAGAAGGCUUACAACUUUGUCAAGCAGAAGAGGAGCAUCACACGACCGAACGCAGGCUUCAUGAGACAGCUGGCUGAGUAUGAAGGCAUCUUAGACGCUAGGUACGACAGAUUUUUAAACACAAAUGUGUGUGGUGUUGUUUGCUAGUCGGGAAUGAUAUGCCGAGAGUGAUUUCUGUUUCCCUCCUCACUUUCUGUUUCCAGUAAACAACGUCACAACAAGCUGUGGCAUCCAGAUGCUGACUGUGAGAUGGUUGAGGGGCAGCAGGGGCUGCAGUGUUGUGGCGGGGAGGAGGGAGGUCACCUGACGCCCGAGCCGGGGAUGUCUCCAUGCUGUGAGGAGGUGCUCUCUGAUAAGGGGGCCGCCUGUCCCUCCCCCCGUAGGACUGUAGCGCUUGAGAUCGACCCUGCUUACAACAAUUACUAUUUCCGCCGGCUAUCUGACUCUGCACUGGACAGUGAACCGUCAACUCCCGUGCGCGGCCCUCCCCUCAUCGGCAUGGAGAAAGUCUUCAUUGAAAUCGAGGAUGUGGAGCGGGACGCCCUGCUGGAUGACGAGGCUUUUGACGGCCGCGAGGGCCUCCCUCUUCCUCACUUUGGGCCGACAGCAGAGGGAACCGCUGCUCAGACAUGCUCUCGGGGGCCCGAGCCGCUAGAAGAGCUGCGUCUUAGGCUAGAGUUCAGCACAGUGGAGGAGGAGGACGAGGAGGAGGUCCAAAAGGAGGAGGCAGAGAUGGAAGUACUCAUGCAACCAGACGAUGGAGGGGGCGGGGAAGCAGGCGGAGGAGAGGAAACACAAGACGUGGAGGUGGAGGGGGACGCAGACGGCAACGGGAUGGAUCUGGCAACCCUGAAUGAAAACUCUAACAAUAACAACCACAUGCUGACUCCAAAUAACCUUAAGGUUUGUGUCAAAAUGUAUUUAUUUUUCAAACGUGUGACACAAGAAAAUAAACUGAAAACAAACAAAUAAAACCAAUGAGAAUAUUCAAAACAACAAUAACAAUAAUCAAAGCAAAUAAUAAAUAAAAAUAAAAUAAAAAAAUACUAAUAAUAAUAUCGUGAACCCAAAGUGCGAUAAGGAGUAGGAUGAAGCAUUAUCCUCGUCGUUUUCUUCCGUUUAUCCGGGUCCAAGUCGCAGGGGCUGCAGCUUCAAGGAAGCCCAGACGGCCCUCACCCCAGCCACUUCCACCAGCUCCUCGGGGGAUUAUGAGGCGCUCCCACACCAGGCGAGAGAUAUAAUCCCUCCACCUGGUCCUGGGCCGGCCAUGAGGUCUCCUCCCGGUUGGACGUGUCCGGAACACCUCUAACGGGAGGCGUCCAGAAGGCAUCCUAACCAGAUGCCCGAGCCACCUCAGCUGACUCCUCUCGACGUGGAGGAGCAGCGGUUCUACUCUGAGCGCCUCCCGAGUGUUUCUAAGGCUGAGCCCGGCCACCCUGCGAGGGAAACCCAUUUCGGCCGCUUGUAUCCGCGAUCUUGUUCUUUCAGUCAUUACCCACCUACUCCUUAUCCUCCACUCAAUAAACAGUCUCCAACAUAUUUACAUUAUAUUCACAAAAAAUCGAACAUAAAUCGAGUAAAUAAGUACACAGAUCAUGUAUGAAAAUGCCCACUUUAACCUUGAAUAAUCCCUUUUUAUGAUUAUUACCUUGUUCCUUCUGACGCUUUGUCUCUUCUCUCUUUAGGAAGAAGCUGCCCCCGCCCCCUCCUCCAGGACCAAGCAAAAAGAAGACUCUCCACCCCUCGUUUUGAAGCUUUGCCUUAAUCCCAGUCCUUCUGAAGUCCCAAGUGCUUCACACCCACUGCCCCAUCCCUCUUCUCAAUGCCUAAAGUCUUCAGUUGUAGUGCUGCACCCGUGUGGCCCUCUUUGUGACUGUGCCAACUGUGCUGCCUCCCCUCCUAAAGCUCCACUCGACAGAGACGAGAAGCCGGUAGACCCGCCGCAUUUAAUGGAGCUGAAGGGCAACGGCGAUUUAGUCCAAGUGAAGACUGAUAGUGUAAUAAAUCAACCUGCUGCUGCCUUUGAGGUUGUCCCCGAGUUAGUUAGCAUGGAUUCACAGGAGGAGAAACAAGGUGUGGCUUGCUACAUCGGCCAACAGCAGGAGACCCUUUCUCAGCUGCAGCGGUCUGGGCUGGUUCGCCGCCGUGCAGAGAGACUCGAGAGACUUUCAGGUUUAUCGAAGGAGAGCCUGCACUUUCUGAAGCCUUUGCACGAAUGCCAAAAGUCUAAGAACAGCCCCUUUCACCCUGAAGAGGAAGAGGAGUUUCCCAGCAUUACCGCCGGAGACUUCCCCAAAUCUUCCACGCCAUGCCAAGUGCGGUUAGAGCCUCUGGUGGUGCCACUGACCAAUGAAGCCUUGUUGGGGGUGGUGGGCUCUGGGUUGCUCACACCCACCUCCUCGCCCCACGGCUCCACACUGACACGCAGCUCCAGCAGCGACAGCCUGCGCAGCGUGAGGGGGAAACCCGGCCUUGUGCGUCAGAGGGCGCAGGAGAUCGAGACCCGCAUGCGUCUGGCGGGCCUGACCGUGCCCUCGAGGCUUAAGAGGUCCAACUCGCUGGCCAAGUUGGGCAGCCUCAACUUCUCCUCAGAGGACCUGUACUCAGCCUGCUCCUCGGACGCAGGAACACUGCUGCUCCUCUCACUGUCCCCAGAGCCAGACCCCGGCCCAGAGUGGGACUCCCCAAACACACACGCUCUGCCCAGGCCCUGCAAGGACCUGCACACUCCAGAGAGAGCGCUUCCAGGUGAGCCCCGAAGCUGACACACUAUGGAGCGGUUGUGUAAACCCCACGCUUCGCUUCAUCCUGUGGGGCCGGAGAGUCGUGUCCAAUGAAACGAGUGAAAACAGAAAAACAAUGCCAAUCGUUCCGAGGAGUGCAAUCUCUCCUCUGCCACAUUGUUCUUUAAACUGCUGUUCACAGUGAUGAUAGUCAUAUUGCUGUAUCUGUGUAAGCCAUCAGUUCACCUCUAACUUGGUUUGAUUCAUGGACAAACAAGUGCCUUACCUACGAGACCAGAGGCACAGAGCUGUGUUAGACUGCAGAAUUAAGACAGUACAAGACCCUCUUAUAACCUUUAAUUCACAGCCAGUAGUACCUGAGAAGUACCAAAUCAUAAAAUCUGUGGGCACCUAGAUUAUUUUUACCCGUCUGCUCCAAAGUGAUUGUCUACAUGGAUGAACUUGAGCUUUGACAGAGGGCCAAGUGUUCAUAAAUGUAGAGUUGUUAACCACAAAGUCUAUCUGCUAUAGAUGCUGGAGGGUUGUAAAUCGAACGGUUACCUCAUGUUUGCAUUCAUGGAGCUCUUUCCCAGAUGAACACCUGGCUAGACUUAAGUUUACUUCAUUCAAGGAAAUCAGUUUUGAACUCACUUUAAUGCAGAGGUGUGUGUUUAUGCAUUAACAAAGCGUAACUUGAUGUGAGUUUGUGAGUGAGUGAAUGGUGUGUAAUAAAGAGAGCGGAGGUUGUGACUUUGUUAAGCCAGAGGCUUGCUCACUGUUUCAACAAACAGAACAAAACAUUUCAGAGUUUGUUCUUACUUUGCACUGUUUUUUUCUUUUUUUUUAUUGAGUGAAUACUGGUACACACAAGCUAUCUUCCAAAAUAACAUUAGUGUAAUGUUAUUGACCUCAUCAUUCCCUACUGUGUUGCUGGGAGAGCAGAGUGAGGAGUCAUGCUGCAUGGCUUGAAAUCAUAAUACAAACGCCUAUUGUGACAGACGCUGAGAAUUUUAUGGCGCUCGAGUCGUAUAAAUAAGAGAAGAUUUGUUCCCACGCUAACUUUAUGAAAAGAAAACGUUCAACAUUUCGCUUAUGGAACUUGACCUUAAAACAGCUCUCAAGGGUUGCCAACAUGUUCAACUCAUUUGUGCUUUUUUGAAAAUGUGAAAGACCAAAGUUCUUUGGCUGUCUUGACUAAUUGGAAACACCAUUGAAGCUGUACAAAAUGUGUGAACCAUUAUUUCAAUCGUGUGAGUAUUUAAUGCUGUCACAUCAUUUUUGCACCUUUUUGGGAGAAACCAGAGCGACUCAGUGAAGUCAUCAGGCUCAUAGCUGUUAAGCUUUCUACGCUCAUAUCAUCAGUGAGUCGGAAAGCUUCCUGUCACAGACGUGACAACGAUCACACAACAGGUUACUUCACCGUUUGUAACCUUUUUCUUUUUAUAUUUAAGUAUGCAGUAACUUUUGUACUGUACAUUGCUGUAGUUUGAAUGCAUAUUGCACUUUUUAUGUUGGUCAAAAUAAUGUACUGUAUGUGUUCAUUAUGGAAAUAAACAUUUCUUUACAUAAUA